UAUUUCCAACAUCACCCCACACGUGUAUCUCCCUAAUUUUCCUGCAUUCCCCAAACAGUGCCAAUUAAUUUUAUUAAUUAAAAAUCGGCCCCUCCUUCUCCGCGGAACUUUCCUCCGCUCCCCACUCCGAUAUCGGAUCUCUUCCUAUUUAUUCCCCGUCGCCACAACUCUGUAAUCGCAGCUCAAAAAAAUGGCUCGAUUUCUAUUCAUUCUCUUCAUCUUCGCCAAUGCAUUUCUGAAUUCCGUCGUCGUCGUCGGUGCCGAGUUCGGAGCCGCUCCGUCGCCGAUCUCGACCGGAGCCGAAACGCCUUCCGCUAGAAAGCUCGGGAAGCACCGGAGUGCGGCGGCUGUUUCUUCCGGCUCGAGUCCGUCUGAAGCGCCGCGGAGCGAAAUGAAAGUUCAGGCGACCUCGGCGGCGGCGACGAACGGAGGAGAUCAUCAGCAUCACAAUCACAAGGCGAGCGAUAAGUCAAUCGCCGGCGGCGGCGUGAUUUUGGGUGGACUCGCCACCACGUUUCUGGUGGCGAUUAUCUGCUACAUUAGGGCAACGCGGAGAUCGAACUCAGAAGUGAAGUGAGGGUUUGAGACGACAUGUCGGUCUUGGUCUUUCACUUCGACGCGUCGUUGGUUGGUUUGGUUGUAACUUGUAAUUGUAAUUAUCAUAAACGUGAAGCUGAAAAUACUAAAAUAAUAUUAUAUC
Molecule: messenger RNA, 700 nt
Organism: Momordica charantia (bitter melon)
Lineage: Eukaryota; Viridiplantae; Streptophyta; Magnoliopsida; Cucurbitales; Cucurbitaceae
Source: RefSeq, a predicted model, not a curated record